AAAUCCAAAUGAACAUCACAAACAGGAACCUGUCCUUGCUGCCUCAAGAGAGCGUAACAGAUUUCGAUCCAUCGUUUGGGAUGAAUAUGACUCGGUUCAUCAAAAGUAUUUAGAAAUUGGAAUGAAACCACGUAUGAAGAAUCACUUCCGUGCACAUCAGCUCAGUGUCUGGCUGCGCCUCAUCCCCGAGCUGCACCGCGCCGGAAUGGAAGACGUCGUCGCUAGACACAAUCUCUUUAGAAAUCACAACAAUGCCGAUUUAUACGACGGUGCCGUCCGCCCCGAUCCUUUAUCACGGGUUAGUUAUUACGAUCCGACGAUGGAACUUUUUAGAAGACGACCGAACUCGAGCCUCACGAAUCUAGAUACCCCUACUACAAUGGAUACCAUUGUUACCACUUGCGUUAACGUCGUCUCGGCGGGAAAUUACAAUCCGCAACUAUUCCAAAAUCAAAAUAGUUCCACGGACACUUUGGCUAGCCUGGAAGCUGCCGGCUAUGCAGCGUACAGCACUGCUCUGAGUGUAACAAUUGCCAUCGGCUGUUCGCUGCUUAUCCUCAACGUUCUGAUUUUCGCCGGAGUGUACUAUCAGCGCGACAAGACUAGAAUGGAGGUGAAAAACCUGCAGCAGCAACAAAACAGAAACCAAGCCACAUUUGAGACCAUUUCGAAACAUCAGCAUUACCACUUAGGGCACUCGCAAAGUUCAAAUGUUAUCGUCGACGUUGAACAGGACACUUCUGCUAUGAUCAUGGCUGCAAACGCCCAGCAAGAUAUUCAUCUUAACAAGGUGCAACACCUUUGUCCCACCAGCAUCUCCAACACCUUGAAAGCUCCACCUCCUAGCCCAAACGUUAUGAUGCAGAACUGCAUGACCCUUCCAAAAAACGCGUCUAUGCAGAUGCACAACCUCCAGAACUACCAGACUCAUCAGGGAUGCAUGACUCUUCCAAAAAACUCAACUCUGAUGAAUAACACUGCUUGCGUCAUAGCUGAGAUGCAGCAGCAGGGCAUCGUGCAACCUCCGAAUGGAAACGCUACCAUGCCGCUGAACGUUCCAAAGCCACCGCCCCCGCCAAGGGCGAAGAGUCCCGAGACACAGCCCUUACUGUCUUCUCAUCACAACAAUUCGGGUAAAGGGAAUAUAAGGCUGCCUCAAGCGGCUAUGAGUGAGAUGAGGGUGUGA
This is a messenger RNA of Anoplophora glabripennis (Asian longhorned beetle), 1186 nucleotides long. RefSeq names its product neuroligin-4, Y-linked-like. Gene Ontology annotation, molecular function: signaling receptor activity; neurexin family protein binding. Gene Ontology annotation, biological process: modulation of chemical synaptic transmission; neuron cell-cell adhesion; postsynaptic membrane assembly. Lineage: Eukaryota; Metazoa; Arthropoda; Insecta; Coleoptera; Cerambycidae. The transcript has 2 exons. The record is from RefSeq and is a predicted model, not a curated record. Gene Ontology annotation, cellular component: cell surface; synapse; postsynaptic membrane. The annotation marks the transcript as partial.